ACCAGAAAAUCUCCUCCGCUUCCUCCCCAGCGCUGGACAGGCGAGGGCUGGCCAGUUGACUUCCCGGCUUUUCUUACUGAUUUCUCCGGUGCUUCUCGAAUCGCGCGGCGAGGACACAUUACCACUACCAUGGGGGGCGGGGACUUGAACUUGAAGAAGAGCUGGCACCCGCAGACGCUGCGUAAUGUGGAGAAGGUGUGGAAGGCCGAGCAGAAGCAUGAGGCUGAGCGGAAGAAGAUUGAGGAGCUGCAGCGCGAGCUGCGGGAGGAGCGGGCCCGGGAGGAGAUGCAGCGCUACGCGGAGGACGUGGGUGCCGUCAGGAAGAAAGAGGAGAAGCUGGACUGGAUGUACCAGGGGCCUGGUGGGAUGGUGAGCCGCGACGAGUACCUGCUGGGCCGCCCCAUUGAUAAGUAUGUGUUUGAGAAGAUGGAUGAGAGGGAGGCUGGCUGCUCCUCCGAGACCGGGCUGCUCCCAGGCUCCAUCUUUGCGCCAGUGGGGGCCACCUCACUCCUGGACAUGGCCAGCAAGAUCCGCGAGGACCCACUCUUCAUCAUCAGGAAGAAAGAGGAGGAAAAAAAACGAGAGGUAUUGAAUAACCCCGUGAAAAUGAAGAAAAUCAAGGAACUGUUGCAAAUGAGUCUAGAAAAAAAGGAGAAGAAGAAAAAGAAGGAGAAGAGAAAGAAGCACAAAAAACACAAGCACAGGAGCUCGAGCAGCAACCGGUCCAGCAGCGAGGACGAGCCCAGCCGGGGAAGGUCUCAAAGGAAGGUGACGACGGACUCCUUUCCAGUGUUGUCCAAAGUCCCUGGCUAUGGCUUACAGGUCAGGGACUCUGUCCGGGACCGGGGCUCCCAGGGCCCUGGGGUGGCUGAAUCGAAGGGCACAUCCAGGUCGAAUGACCGGUCUAGGUCCCCAAGCUCCUCUCACUCCCCGCCUAGACGCACCAGCAAGAGGAGCCCCAGGGACAGGAGGUCCCGGUCCCCACAGGGCAGCAGAGUGCACAAUGGAAAGGGUGGCCGCAGAGCACGAGCCCCAACCCGGAGCCCAUCCCCGUCCCUAUCCCCGAAGAAGGAGGUCUUCCAGCAGCGGCGCACACCUGGCUAUACCAGAAAACUCUCGGCGGAGGAGCUGGAGCGGAAGCGGCAGGAGAUGCUGGAGAACGCUCGCUGGCGGGAGGAGGAGCGGCUGAACACCCUCAAGAGGCAUGCGCGGGAGGAUGAGCGCGAGCGCCGGCUGGAGCAGCUAGACUCUCGCGAUGGCAAGUUCAUCCACCGCAUGAAGCUGGAGAGCGCGUCCACUUCCUCCCUCGAGGAUCGUGUGAAGCGCAACAUCCACUCCCUGCAGCGGACCUCGGCGGCCCUGGAGAGGAAUUUCAUGCGGAGGUGAACCCUGCCCCUGCUGGCCUUGAGUGUGCCCGGGAGGCGCCAGCCCAGGGCCUUUUUAUAAGACAGCAAGUGACUGCUUCUACAGACUCAAACCAGCACUGUCCCAAGUGACCUGGCCCCUUUGUGAGCCCGCUGAGGUGCUGAGGGGACCUGCGCGCACCCAGCCAGACUGUUCUCCCAAGCAGCGUGGUGGGGCCUGGGCUUGGAUCUCCAUUGCCCCCUCCACCGGUUCCACUGUCGCCGCACAGCCUGGACCUGCCUGGGACCUUUCUUGGUCACCAGUGGGUCGAGCUCGCUGUGAUCCACGUGGAUGAUGUGACAGGACGCCCCAGCGUAGACGGACCAGGAGAGGACAGCGCAGAAAGCCCGAGGGCCUGCCGGGCUCUGAGCUGGGAGGGCCCGUGUGCACGCAGCUGUGUCACCGUGGAUGCGGUUGGACCAGGCCUUCUCUGUAAAUCACGUAGUAACCUUACUACAGUUAUCUGCUUUGGGGAGGAGUUUGCUACCGUAGUAUUUUUAGUCAGAUGUUAAAGAUACCGAAAGUCUCAAGGGGCAAGCUGGCCUUAAUCCCAGCACUGGGGAGGCUGAGACGGGAGGAUGGCUGGGAGUCAGAGGCCAGCCUGGGCUACACAGCAGACCCUGUCCCCCAACACAUCUCCAGGGGCCAUUCUUCAUGCUAGUGUGUGUGUGCGGAGGUCAAACCGGGCCCCAUCUGCACUGGGCAGGCCGCUCCGCACCUGCUGGCCGCCCUGGCCGCUGCGCUAGCCCUCCAUCCUUUGUUCUCCUUCCAGUGCGUUGGGGUUUUCAUUUUUCAACACUUAUGAUGCUUAAAACCCACCUCAUCCCCAGAGAGAAUGCAACAUGCUCGUGUUACUCAUUUCAUUGCCUCAUCCUGCUGCUGAUGCUAUGGCUAAUUAUGCUUUUUAUUUUAUUACUUGGUAAUAAAGGCCACAUUUAUUUUUGUAACUGU
This is a messenger RNA of Octodon degus (degu), 2355 nucleotides long. RefSeq names its product CWC25 spliceosome associated protein homolog (gene Cwc25). The transcript has 10 exons. The record is from RefSeq and is a predicted model, not a curated record. NCBI's taxonomy places the organism in Eukaryota, Metazoa, Chordata, Mammalia, Rodentia, Octodontidae. Gene Ontology annotation, cellular component: U2-type spliceosomal complex. Gene Ontology annotation, biological process: mRNA splicing, via spliceosome. Bases 130 to 1386 code for a protein of 418 amino acids.